AUGCCAUACACAUGCUCUCUAUGUUGCAGAAUAACAAAAAUCUAUAGACAUCUACUCACAAUAAUAGCUAGUGUUGAUGCUGAAGAAAAACUAAAACAAGGAUAUGAAGAUAUACAUGGUGUUUCUUUAUCAAGAAUAAUAUUAAAUGAAAAAGUACACAGAGAAUGUUAUGCAAAAUGCCAUCAUUCAACGGAUACUUUAUGUUUGAACACGUCUUCAUUUUCAACAAACACAACUGAAAAGCUACUGCUACUAUGUUCAUCAUCAUCACCACAAGCACGACGAGAAACUAUUGAUUUAAUAUCACACGAUAACAAUAGAUAUUCUGAACUUUUAGAAAGUACAACACCGUGUAGUGGUGCUGAUGCUGCGGAUUUAGAAGAAAAUUCUGUCAUUGCAGCUGAUAUUAUUGAUCCUACAUCUUCACCAACAGCUAAAUCACCAUUCGUUCGGCAAAGUCGUCAAGAAAAAUCAGCUGGAACAAAAACGCAAUCAUCAACUGUAAAUAUAGAAAUCGAUUUUCAUGAAUUCAUUGAAAUCACUGAUGGAGAUGAAUUAUCACCAACAUCGUUUGAAGAUCUUGAUCCAAGGCUACAUAAUAACAAUACAGUUUUAACAUUUUCUUAUGUAAGCUAA
Rotaria sp. Silwood2 is the source of this 636-nucleotide messenger RNA. Lineage: Eukaryota; Metazoa; Rotifera; Eurotatoria; Philodinida; Philodinidae. The record is from the annotation of a GenBank genome assembly.